Molecule: messenger RNA, 3477 nt
Organism: Camellia sinensis
Lineage: Eukaryota; Viridiplantae; Streptophyta; Magnoliopsida; Ericales; Theaceae
Source: RefSeq, a predicted model, not a curated record
CAUUCAAAAUGAAUGUAAACAUGAUAUUCUAAACAUGUUUCUACAAAAAAUUCUAGAUCUUGUUUAUGCUAAUAUCUUGGGUACGAUUGGCUGAUCCUAACCUAAUUGAGUUUCCACUGGGUAGAAUAAUUUCAACCUAUACCUCCAAGAAGAACUUGAUAUAAAUAGUUCAAAGUCAAUGCUUCCAACUAACAAACCAUGGAAAGAUCAAAUUAAGAUAAAAGAAUCCAGCAUUACACCGCCUCUAUAUGAAUAGUCCACCUAAGAGACCUAGUAGGGCAAAAUGGUCAUUUCACAAUUGGGUUUGUUUAGGAAAGAGGAGAUCAAAAAGAUGAAUAAAGGAAAAGCUUAUUGCUUUUUUGUUAUAAGAAAAAGGGCUUUUAAUCCUGAACUUAUCCACCAAGGGAACAGAGGGAGACAGCACAGCUUGAGACAGAGAGAGGGAGAGAAGUGUAUUGCUGAAGUUAUAGAAGAGAGGCAACAACAAAAACAGAAGACAGCCUUCCUAGAAGAAAUUGGGGAAAGAGAAGUAACUUAAAAGUUUCUCUUUCCUUCGCAUUUCCAUGGCUUAAAAGUGCUCCCUAAGCUCAUUUUCCUCAUUUCCUAUAUAACCACCAUUCCUCCAUUCUCGCCUUCCAAACACAAGAACAAGAAGAUUCCAAUCCAAAAACUCAACAUUAACCUACCACUUCAAAAGAAAAUUUCCAAUCCAACCUAUUACCCAUUUUUAUUUCGAUUUUGAUUUUGAUCUUGAUCUUGAUCCAGUAAGAUGGAUCGCGGGCAAGAUGUAGAAGGAAGCGGAAGUGUUCAUUUACAAAUUGAUGAACUUGGCAAUGGAGGUCCAACAAUUUUUGAACCGCAAAGCAGUAUGGAAACAAGAGAUAGUAGCAAUGCUAAUCCUGUUUCUCCAUCAGAAACCCAAACCCAAGUCCGCGCCCCAGAGCAGAAGCUGACUCUCUUCGCCCUCCGCCUCGCGGUGCUUGAGAAAGCGGCAACAGGCCUAGGAACACUAGGCUUUAUUUGGGCAACAGUAGUCCUACUUGGCGGUUUCGCCAUUACCCUUGAUGAGACAGACUUCUGGGUCAUCACCAUAAUUCUGUUAAUCGAGGGGACUCGGAUUUUCAGCAGAAGCCAUGAGCUUGAAUGGCAACAUCAAGCUACAUGGUCAAUUGCUGAUGUUGGAAUCAGUAGUUUCCGAUUGAUAAGAUCAAGCUCACACUUCAUAAUUAAAACUAUAAAAGCAAUCUUCAAACCCAUUGACUUGGUUCGGAAGCAAAGCCAAAGGGGCCGAGAAGUUAAUCAGAGUACUCACCUGGGAAGCCACAAAAACUGUGUUCAGAAAAAGAUGCCGACUCGAACAUGGUUGGCUUCAGAUGUUCCUCUGUUGCCAUAUGCCCAAUGGGUUUUCUCAGCAAAACAUGUCAGCAGGCUUCUGUAUUGGCUCCAGAUUGCUUCUGCGUUAACCUGCACAGGUUUAUCAUUAAUGAAGCUCAUUAGACAUAACUAUGGCGAAAUAGCAAAAGGAGAUACCGAUAAGCGGAAUCGCGGGUCUGCUCUGAAUAUUUUUUACGCCUUGGCAUUGGCAGAAGCUUUGCUGUUUUUAUUGGAGAAAGCUUACUGGGAAUGGAAUGUGAUUUACUAUAAAGUGUUGGAUGAGGUGAACAGAGAGUGUGAAUUGGGGGCUUCGGGUAUGGUUUCGAUUAAACGAUUCUUCUACGAUUCGUAUUCGAGGUGUGUUAAUGGAAGCAUUUUUGACGGCCUAAAGAUGGAUAUGGUUUCGUUCGCUAUUGAUCUCUUGGAUUCAAAUUCGCCGGAUGAACAGCUAAUCGGAGUUAGGAUUUUACACAAAUUCUCAAUGAAUCAGCGGUUUUCGGAUGAUACACUGCAAAAGAUUGGAAUAACGUUUCCGGUGAUGGAACGGUUAGUUGAGAUGUUGAAUUGGAAAGAUCCACAAGAAGAAGAGAUCAGGAAAUCAGCGGCAGAGAUAUUGACGAAGCUAGCAGGCAAAAAACAGAACUCUCUACGGGUUGCUGGAAUACCUGGUGCGAUGGAAUCAAUAUCGUCUCUGCUCCAGAGCCAAAGGACUCAUAGUAUAGCUGAUGAAAUCUCUGCGAAGAGAGUCGUCCACGACCAUGAAAAUUACAGUUUCUCGACAUUCAAUCAUUUGGGACUUCUCAUUCUAAAGAAACUUGCUCGAGACCAUGAUAAUUGCGGAAAGAUGGGGAACACGAGAGGACUCUUACCGAAAAUAAUAGAUUUUACUCACGCAGAAGAGAGGUUAUUGAAGGACGAAACUACUACAGAGUCUCAGAUCUUGACGGUGAGACGAUCUCUUCAAGUGCUGAAGAUGCUUGCUAGAACAACAGGCACCAACGGUAAGCAGCUCAGAAGAGAGAUUUCGGAGGUUGUUUUCACAAUUAGCAACAUCAGAGAUAUACUACGGUAUGGUGAGAAACACCCAAUGCUGCAACAACUAGGGAUAGAGAUUUUAACCAGUCUGGCAAUGGAAGAGGACGCAACAACGAGGAUCGGGAGCACAGGCGGAGUCGUCAAAGAAUUGUUCAACAUUUUCUUCAAAAUGGAGAUGCCUGAAAAUCAGAAUCAUGUAAGAAUUGCAGCUGGAGAAGCGCUAGCAAUGCUGGCAUUAGAAAGCAAGGUUAAUUGUCAUCAGAUAUUGAAAUUGAAGAAAAUUGAAAAGCUCAUUGAAGCAUUGGAAGUUCCAUUGCUACGCAUCAAUGCAGCACGAAUCUUAACAAAUUUGUGCACCUACGUUGGAGCAGACUGUUUCAUGAAGUUAAAGGGGGUCACUGCUGCAGCACCCACGGUGCUUAAAGCAAUAAUUUCAGAAGAAAGCAAAUUGCAAGAAGUGAUGAUCGGACUAGCAGCACAUGUUUUCAAAUAUAUGACUACUGAAGAAUCGAGCAUUGUGUUCGAGAGAGCUGGAAUUCAAGUGGCUGAAUUAGCUAGUGUACUAGUCCAGAUUCUGGAGAAACACAAGUAUCCAGCAACCAAGACUCCGAGAAUUAGGAGGUUUGUCAUAGAGUUGGUGAUUUGGAUGAUGAGAGAUGAGGAAACAAAUGUUCAAAUUUUCAAGGGUCUGGGAAUGGAGAAGGAGCUGGAGUCAGUAACAGAUACCACAUCAGAGCUUGAAAACUUCAAUGUUUUCUCUGGUACCGUUGGAUUGAGCCGGCACAUCACACCAAUUCACUCGCUAGUCGAAACUGCGAUGAAGUUACUGGAAGAUAAAUAAUUUAUGGUAAUUCAGAACAGAUUUUUCAAAUACAAUAUAUCACGUUGGCAUGUCAGAAAAAAUGCAAUAAUUUUGUAAAUAUGGAUGCAUGAAGAUUAUAGGAAUUCUUUUUUUAUAAUGUAAAAAGUACCAGAAGUUCUAUUAUCUCAAUAAUCAAGCUAUUUCUAUUGAGAAUGUCAGUUGCAGGUUACAUUUAUAAAACAAUCUCCAUAUUAGAUUGCUAAUAA